AUGGCGGAUGCCGACCAAGCCAUCGCCGAGGUCUAUCGCAAGAUCGAGCGAGAGAAGGCCCUUAUCAAUGCCGCCACCCACAUGCGACAGUCGACAAACAAUUCCGCAGUUCAGGCACGUGUCGACAGUAACAUCCGCGACAGCAGAAGAAACAUAUCUUACCUCGAGGAGAAGUUGGCAGAGUUACAGUUGAGACAGCGGGGCCCUAAUGAGAGUGUCGCUCCAGCCCCGCCUGCUCAUGGCGCUUCCGGCUACCAGACUUCCGCAGAUCCUCGACUGCAGCAGUCAAGAUAUCAGCACGGAGGUGCUCCAACUCCUCCCCCAAAGGAUGAGAGGGGCUAUUACAACAAUGAGAGAGGCGACUAUGGUGAUCCCGGCCCAGGCGGGUACAGUCAGGGCGGCACUGGCAUGAUGCCCCCUCGAGCACCGUACGGAGAUCCUCGUCCUUACAAUGCUCCCGUCCCCAAGGCGCGGCCAAAUUUCUCAAAACUAGACCUCAUAAAAUACGAUACCCCGUAUUUAGGACCUAAGAUCCAGCUUAUGCUUUCCCAGCUCGAGUUCAAAUUGUCGGUUGAAAAGCAGUAUAAGGCGGGCAUCGAAAAGAUGGUGCGGUUAUAUCAAGACGAGGGUGACAGAAAGAGCAGGCUUGAUGCAGAGGGUCGGCGCAUUGAGAGCAACCAGAAGGUGCAAUUGCUCAAACAGGCUCUAAAACGAUAUAUGGACUUGCAUGUCGACAUUGAAACGUCUGAUGCUGCAGAUGAUGACAGUCUAAACGCUCCGAACAUGCGGAAACCCCUCACGGGUCACCUCGAAAUGCGCAUUCAUGCGAUCAAGGAUGUGGAUCACGCUGCCUCGUCACGGUUUUCGAGAGGUCCUGAAACAUUUGUCAUCAUGAAAGUCGAGGACAACAUCCGGGCCAAGACCCGGGCAACACGAACUGAUAAAUGGACUGAAGAAACUCAUCACGUCGAUAUCGACAAAGCCAAUGAGAUCGAACUAACCGUCUACGAUAAAGCUGGUGACCGCCCGACGCCCAUUGGCUUCCUCUGGAUUCGCAUUUCGGAUAUCGCGGAAGAAAUGCGCCGGAAAAAGAUUGAGUCGGAAUUCCAGCAGAACGGAUGGGUAUCAGCAGAUAAGAUGGCUAAUGGUGGAAGCCCGAGCAAACCAGGUCCUGAUUUCCAGCAGCCUGCUCCGUUUAUGCCUCCGGGAGAUGCCGCUGGUGCUGGUUCCGCGUCUGGGUUUGCUCAAAAUCCCCAGCAACACAUCCAACCUGUUAUGAUCGAUUCAUGGUUCUCUCUGGAACCUGCAGGGAGAAUCCACCUCACCAUGAGCUUUCAGAAACAGACGGGCGGCAAACGUCCCUUCGAUAUUGGCCUCAACCGCCAAGGUGCUGUCCGCCAGAAGAAGGAAGAGGUGCACGAGAAACAAGGCCACAAAUUCGUCAAGCAGCAAUUCUACAAUGUUAUGAGGUGCGCACUGUGUGGAGAUUUCCUCAAAUACUCUGCGGGAAUGCAGUGUGCGGACUGCAAAUACACCUGUCACACCAAAUGCUACCCGAAGGUCGUCACGAAAUGCAUUAGCAAGGCAAACUACGAGACGGAUCCGGACGAGGAGAAGAUCAACCACCGCAUUCCGCAUCGCUUCGACAAUUUCUCCAACAUUGGUGCAAAUUGGUGUUGUCAUUGUGGUUAUCUGUUGCCGUUGGGCAGGCGCAACGCGAAGAAAUGCUCCGAGUGCGGUCUUACCUGCCAUACGCAAUGUCAACAUCUAGUCCCGGACUUCUGCGGCAUGUCCAUGAUCGUCGCCAAUGAGAUCCUGGAGACCAUCCAAAGAACAAAGCAUCACAACAAAUCAUCGUCCGUGAGUUCUGGUAUGAGCAAUAGGACGCUGAGACCCCAGUCCGCAGCAAGGCCAGGACCGACAUCACCCACACAGAGCUUCAUUAGCGACAGCGCCACGUUGACACCACAGGUGUCGAAUCAAUCGUAUGACCACCAUCAGGAACCACACAAGCCGUCCGCCGCAGCUAUGAGCGCGGCUCAAAAUAUGAUGUACAGCCAACCUCAAGCAAAUCAGUCACAGCAACAGCAGAGGCCUCUACAGCAAAGAGCCGUGUCUACCGCAGCUGUGCAGGCAGCGGCGGCCGCUACCAACCGACCUCCAUCCCAGCAAUACAAUCAGAACUUCAGUGAUUACAGCCCCCAGAAAGCGCCCGCUGAUCGGUACGCCAAUGCUCGGCCACCGGCGCCCGAGCAGACCCAUGCCUCCUAUGAUCCCCGUGCCUAUCAACAAUACGACCGUCAGCCAGCUCCACCACAGAUACCCCAACAUCAAGCACCCCAGCAGGCUAUCCUCUCACCGCAAAGACCUCCGCCACAACAGCAACCAGCGAGCUAUGCACCGGCCCCUGUCAAACCUGCUCCAGCGUCACAACAACAGGUCGCUUCGCCACCAUCCGGUCGUGGAGCAGGACCCAGGAUUGGUCUUGAUCACUUUAACUUCCUCGCCGUGCUGGGAAAGGGCAACUUCGGCAAGGUCAUGCUUGCAGAGGCUAAGAGCUCCAAGAAGUUGUAUGCCAUCAAGGUCUUGAAGAAGGAGUUCAUCAUUGAAAAUGAGGAGGUAGAGUCAACAAAAUCCGAAAAGCGCGUCUUCCUGAUCGCCAACAAGGAACGACAUCCUUUCCUGCUCAACCUACACGCUUGCUUCCAGACAGAGACGCGAGUCUAUUUCGUCAUGGAGUACAUCUCCGGUGGAGAUCUUAUGUUACAUAUUCAGCGCGGACAAUUUGGACUUAAGCGUGCUCAGUUCUAUGCUGCUGAGGUGUGCCUGGCGCUCAAGUAUUUCCACGAGAAUGGUGUCAUUUAUCGGGACUUGAAGUUGGACAAUAUUCUGCUGACACUGGACGGGCACAUCAAGAUUGCCGAUUAUGGUCUCUGCAAGGAGGACAUGUGGUACGGUUCGACGACGUCCACCUUCUGUGGCACACCGGAAUUCAUGGCUCCUGAGAUUCUUCUGGACAAGAAGUACGGUCGUGCGGUGGACUGGUGGGCUUUUGGCGUUCUAAUCUACCAGAUGUUGCUACAACAGUCGCCGUUCCGAGGAGAAGACGAAGAUGAAAUCUACGACGCCAUCCUUGCGGACGAGCCGCUUUACCCGAUCCAUAUGCCCCGAGACAGUGUGUCGAUCUUGCAGAAGUUGCUGACGAGGGAGCCGGAGUUACGACUUGGUAGUGGGCCGGGCGACGCGCAGGAGAUCAUGAGCCAUGCGUUCUUCAAGGGUGUGAACUGGGACGACAUCUACCACAAGCGGGUACCGACACCAUUCAAGCCCUCGAUCAAGAACGAGAAGGAUACCAGCAACUUCGAUCAGGAGUUCACGAGUGUCACACCGGUGUUAACCCCGGUUCAGAGUGUGCUUUCUCCCGCUCAUCAGGAAGAGUUCAGAGGCUUUUCUUACACGGCCGAUUUCAUCUAG
Molecule: messenger RNA, 3474 nt
Organism: Cladophialophora yegresii CBS 114405
Lineage: Eukaryota; Fungi; Ascomycota; Eurotiomycetes; Chaetothyriales; Herpotrichiellaceae
Product: AGC/PKC protein kinase
Exons: 4
Coding region: 1-3474 (1157 amino acids)
Biological process (GO): protein phosphorylation; signal transduction; fungal-type cell wall biogenesis
Molecular function (GO): ATP binding; diacylglycerol-dependent serine/threonine kinase activity
Source: RefSeq, a predicted model, not a curated record